This is a messenger RNA of Monomorium pharaonis (pharaoh ant), 4073 nucleotides long. RefSeq lists its product as uncharacterized. NCBI's taxonomy places the organism in Eukaryota, Metazoa, Arthropoda, Insecta, Hymenoptera, Formicidae. The coding region runs from base 3033 to 3986 and encodes 317 amino acids. The transcript has 8 exons. The record is from RefSeq and is a predicted model, not a curated record.
CAAAUGGAAAAUUUAGAAAUUUAUAACUUAGUUCUAAUUCUGAAUGGCUGCCAGUAACCACAGGAAACUAAAAACGAUUAAAUUUUAUUUUAUCAAGCUCUCUCUUCCUCCCUCCCUCCCUCUCUCUCUCGCUCUCUCUCUCUUUCUCUCUCUUUCUCUCUCUCUCUCCCUCUCCCUUUUUCUACGCAGUUCGCAAUUCCCCCUAGACGAGUAACUAUAAAGAAUCUGCGAGACGCUUCUGCCUAUAAACUGAAUAAGCUGAACGCAAGAAGUGUAAUUUAGCAUAAUAUUUCCUAUUCUAAUAAGAACAGUUCACCGUUUGCGAAUAACAAUGAAGCGCUAACAAAGUCGCAUCCGCUCGCAAGUUGAAGAAGCCGAAAGCCGGAAGCGUAGCCUAGCAUAGAAUUUUCUACUAAUUUUUAGUAGAAAACUUCCCAGACAGCAGACUCCUCCUAAUGUAUUCAUAAAGAGCUCAUAUAAUUGAUCACUUAAUGAUUUGCAUUAAAUGAAUUCAAAAUGUUAUCUAAAAAUAUUACUUUUCUAAGCUCUUGAACACUAAAUCAUAAACAGCUUUUUAUGAGUUCCCAUUAUAUGAUCCUGUAUAAUUCAUAAAGUGAUCAGAAAAAUAUCAUUUUGAUAUCAGAAAUUUUCAUGAUUUUUAUAAUAUAUUGAUGAUCAAAUGGAUAUAUGCAUAAUCCGCACAGUAUAUCAUCAAUAUAUGAAAAAUAUUUAUUAAUUUUAAUAAAAAUUGAAAAUAUAAGUUGUGUGUUCUACAAAAAAUUUUAGAGGAACUACAUUAAAGUCUGUUCGUUUUAAUUAAACUGGCUACACUUAAGUGUAGCUAAAACAAUCAGACUUCUAUUCUACAGUGGUCCCAAGACGCAGCCUACAAAGAUUAAAAAAAAUUUCGAAUAUAUUUUACAACUUUUCUAUAAAGUUAUACAAGUGGUACAAGUGACACAACAAUUAAGUUAAUUGAGAAAAAAAUUUUUACAACUACGAUUAAGAUACACAUCGGUGAAGAAAAUAAAUCGUAAGUUUUGAGACUUGCAAAUAAACAUGAAAAAACGAUUUAAUGAAUUAUCACGUAGCCAAAAAAAUCGAAGGUUAAGGGUUUUAAAGGAAAGUUUUGAUAGAUCAAAUAGUGUUGGCAAUAUUUUAAAUAUUUCUAACAAUAGUAGAUUUGCCGAAUCUGAACUAACCAAUUUUGGAUCAUUCGAAUCUGAACUAAUCGAACUGAGAUCAAGUGUAUUGCCAUUAGCAGUAUCAGAAUGUGAAUUCAAUAUUCAACAAAAUAAAUGUGACAUAAAAUUACAAGAAAAAUUAGCAAAUUGGGCUAUCCGUUAUGACAUUUCUCAAGAAGCAAUCAAAAAUUUCCUAUUUAUUUUAAAAGAAGAAGGACUAAAUGAUUUACCCCUUGAUUUACCCCUGAACAUUAUUGUCCACACCAGUGCAAACUAAUAUAGUACCAUUACAUCCAUGGGGUUCUUAUUUCCAUUAUGGAUUAGAAAACGCUUUGAAAGAUCAACUUCGAAUAUUGGAAACACCGUUCAGUGGUACAAGUAUCUCCUUCAAUAUUAAUAUUGAUGGAUUACCACUGACAAAAAGUUCUAAGAGUCAAUUCUGGCCCAUAUUAGGAGAAAUUGUUUCUAAAAUCGGUGAACCAUUCGUUAUAGGAGCAUAUCAUGGAUACAAAAAACCUCCCUCCACUGAAUUUUUAGAAGUAUUUAUAAAUGAAUAUAAAGAAUUAAAAAAGCAUGGAUUUAUGUACAUAAAUCGUAAAUAUUCAGUUUCAAUCAAUGCCAUAAUAUGCGAUAGCCCAGCAAGGUCAUUUGUUACUGCUACGAAAGGCCAUAAUGGCUAUAGUGGAUGCAGUAAGUGUAUUGAUGAAGGCGAAUAUCGCAAUUAUAAAAUGCUAUUCUUAAAAUUAGAUGCACUAUUGCGAACAGAUGAAUCAUUUAAACAGCGUUUGGAUGAAAAUCAUCAUACUGGGUUUUCUCCUUUUCUAAGAACAGAAGUAGCAAUGGUUACCCAGUUUCCUUUAGAUUAUAUGCAUCUUACCUGUUUAGGUGUGAUGAAAAAAAUGAUAAAUUUAUGGAUGUAUGGACAUUACAAUGUAAGGUUGAGUGCUGCAAAAAUAAACGAGUUAUCGCGUGACUUAAUUGCAUUAAGAGAAUGGAUUCCAGCAGAAUUUCAGAGAAAACCCAGAGGUGUAGACGAGGUGGAGAGAUGGAAAGCGACAGAAUUUCGCUUAUUUUUAUUGUACUUAGGAAUAACGUUAGUUGAUAAAUAUUUACCACAAUCAUAUGCGGUUCAUUUUUCUGCUUUGAAUUGUGCACUUCGUAUUUUAAGCCAUCCUGAAGAUUGUAUUCGCAAUAAUGUAUUUGCUAAGGAAUUAUUGAUUUACUUCGUAAAUGGAUGCAAAGAUUUAUAUGGGGAAGAAACUGUAAUUUUUAAUAUUCAUAACUUAAUAUAUCUUCCUUCUGAUGUACUUCAAUUUGGAUCUAUUGAUUCGUUUAGCGCAUUUUCUUUCGAAAAUUUUUUGCAAAAAGUAAAAAAGCAGAUAAGAAAAGGUGAUAAACCAUUAGCUCAACUCCAUCGAAGAAUUGUGGAGGAAAAUUCUAGUAAAUUAUCAAUAAUGAACACCACAUUGAUAAAAAGGCCUAGUUUAUUACGAAAAAAUAAUAAACAAUUAAUAAUGGGAUGUUCUUCUUCUUACGAUAAAUUAAUACUUCAAAAUUUUAUAAUAUCAAUUUUAAAAAAGGCUGAUUCAUAUUGUUAUCUUAAAAAUAAUAACGUAAUGUGGGUUAAUUUUAUAGGAGAAAAAAAUAAUGAACCAAUUCUAAUUGGUAAAAUAUUACUUAAUCCAACAACUUUCCGAAUUAUCCUUGCCAGUCCAGUAAUAUACAAAUUGUAAUAGGCAACGAAUGGUUUAAUCCACAAUCAGUCAAACUAGAAAACAUUGUAGGAAAAGCAAUGGGUCUUCCAUUUCAUGGAUCCAUGUGCUUUAUCUUGCUACUUCAUUCAAUGUAAUGUUUCUUAUGUAUCGUGUUGUCUUAGUCGACGAUUGGACAUCAGUUGUACCUAAUAGUUGGAUAGAGGCUGAUAACAUGUGUCGAUGGCCACCAAAACAUAUUAAAACGGCAACUGCUAUUAUGAAACGUAUUCAACCUAGUGAUGAUUGGUUGGCCUUACGUUUCAAACAAGCACUUGGACCAUUUGCAGACACUAAUUUUUUCACUAAUAAUGGAUUGACGAAUACUGCCUGUUCGUCGAGCUGUGCAAUCAAUCAGGAGACUGAACUUUUUAAUAGAACAAAGGACAAUUUUAAUAUUCCCAGUGGAAAUCAUGACAAUAGAAAAAACAAAGAGAGGUACCUACAAGAUAUAACAAAUAAUUUUAGAGAAAUUACUGAGGUUCAAAGGAAGAAUGUCAUGAAUAAUGAUUCAACAAAUGAAGAAAGGGCAGAGGUUGCACAAAUUCCCAAAGAAUGUGGUUGCCGAGGAUGUCACGAAAAAAUAAAAAAAAUAUAUAAAAUCAUAUGCGAAAUAUAUGCCCAAAAUAUGAAUAAUGAUGCAGGAUAUCAAGGCAGAAAAAUUACUGAAAACGACGAUACCUCAUUGCUGCCACCAAUGCCACUGCAAACCAUAAAAGAUUUUAAUGAAUUGGAGGCGUUGCUGAGCGAAGAGCCGCAAGCUCGACGUCAACUGCGCAUAAAAUUUCUUCGAAUUGGAGGGAAUACGCCAGCGAAACAUACGCGAAACAUUUUAUAUGGUUCACUUAACAAUCAACUGGCCUAUCAAUUAUCUUGGUCGGGACAGAAAAACACAAAAGGGAUAAGCAAAACCAAAUUUGCUGAUACAAUUAUAGAUAGCGUAAUUCAGUUGAUUCCAACAGCAACCAUAAAUGAGGUUCAAACUGUGAUUAAAUUCUGGCUCCAGCAUGCGGGUGAUCGCAUUAAAUAUAAAGGAAAAACAAGAAAUUAAUGUUAACGUUAACAAUUGUCAUUAUUUUUACUUUUAUAUUUUUGUUUCUUUAAGUUUUUAUUUACGUUCUAUAGUAUAUUAUAUAUU